Paramecium sonneborni is the source of this 3333-nucleotide messenger RNA. The record is from the annotation of a GenBank genome assembly. Lineage: Eukaryota; Ciliophora; Oligohymenophorea; Peniculida; Parameciidae.
AUGGAAGACUAAAAGCAAAUAAUUCUUUAAAAACUUCAGAGCAACACAGCUAAUAUUAGAAAUCUGAGUAUUAUUGCUCAUGUAGAUCACGGUAUAAUUUAGCAUUUAUCACCUAGGUAAAACAACAUUAACAGAUUAAUUGAUAUCUGCAAAUAAUAUUAUUUCUAAAAGAUUGGCAGGAAAUUUGAGAUAUAUGGAUAGUAGAGAAGAUGAAUAACUUAGAGGUAUAACAAUGAAAUCUAGUUCAAUAUCUAUCAUUUAUGAUAAUCACUUGAUCAAUCUAAUUGAUAGCCCAGGCCAUGUUGAAUUUUCAUCUGAAGUCCAGGCAGCAUUGCGUUUGACUGAUGGAGCUUUAGUAUUAGUGGAUGUUUUAGAAGGAUUUAGUUCAUAAACAUUUAAUGUUUUAAAAUAAAUGUUUGAAGAAGGAAUCAAAGGAAUUCUAGUUUUGAAUAAAGUAGAUAGAUUGAUAUUGGAAAAAUAGAUGGAUCCUGACUAAGCAUUUAUUCAUAUGUCUUAAAUUGUAGAAUAAGUUAAUGCAGCCUUAAGUUCAUUUUUAAAUGAAUAAAUUCAUCAGGUAGAAGAAUAAACAGAGUUUUCUUUAGACGAUGACACUAUAAAAAAUUUAGAAUCAAAUCUCUAUUUUUGUCCUACUAAAAAUAAUGUUGUUUUCUGUAGUAGUAUUGAUGCUUGGGCUUUUACAAUAGGAACUUUUUCUUCCAUAUUUGCAAAAAAACUUAAAUGUAAUUAAACUGCAUUAUAAAAAUGUUUAUGGGGAAAUUAUUAUUUUAAGAAUAAAAAAGUAACUUUAACUCCAAGCAAAGAAGGGUAAUCAGUUUUAUUUGUUGAUUUCAUCUUAAAAAAUAUCUGGAAUAUUUAUAAUAAUAAAGAUAAUAUUUAAAAAAUUUAAUCAAUAGCUGCUUAAUUGUAAUUAAAUGGAUAAAUUGGUAAUUAUAAAUAAUUAAUGUCGAAAUGGUUACCUUUUGAUUAAUGUUUAUUUGAUAGAAUAAUAAAGGAAUUGCCAAAUCCAAUUGAAGCCUAAAGGGCUAGAAAGGAUAUAAUUUGUAAAAGAAUAAAUAGGUAGAUCACAAAGAAUAAUGAUGCUAGAUUUGAUGAAUUAUAUAAAUCAAUAUAAAAUUGUGAUCCUAAUGGGCCUUUAGUAGUUUUUGUAGCAAAGAUGAUAAGUGUACCCCCAGAGUGUAUAGAUGAAAAAUAGCUUAACCCUAAACCAUAAGGAAUAUUAUCUUAUGCAUUUGCAAGAGUUUUUUCAGGAACUCUCCAUUUAAAUCAACCAGUUUUUGUAAUUGGCCCAAAAUCAAAAAUUAUAACUAAUGAAAAUUAAGUUGAUUAAACAGAUAUGUUAUAAUUUGAAAUAAAGAAAAUUUAUCUAAUGAUGGCUCAAUAUUUAGAGGCAAUUAAAAUGAUGCCAGCUGGUAAUUUAGUUGCUAUUGGUGGACUAGAUGAUUUAAUAUUUAAAACAUCUACAAUAUCAUCUGUUCAUUAUUGUCCAUCCUUUGCUCCAACUUUUGUUAAAUUUAAAUCCAUUGUAAGAACAAUGAUAAUGCCAACUUAAAUGGAAGAUCAACCAAAAGUUAUCCAAGCAAUAAAGAAAUUAUAUAAAUGUGAUCCAUCAUUAGAUGUGUAAGCUUUGGAUUCUGGAGAACUAGUUUUAGGAACAUGUGGAGAAGUUCAUUUAUAAAGAUGUAUAACUGACAUUGAGAAAUUAUCAGAGUGCAAAGUUAGAAUAUCAGAACCAAUAAUACCUUUUAAAGAAACUAUUAUUUAUAAAAAUUUGUUUGAAGAAAGCAAUGAAAAAUUUCACAAAAAAAAAGCCAAAGUAUUAGUGUAAGGAGAAUAAAAAUAAAAAAAAUAAUAACAAUUUGAAUAAAGAACAAAAGAUGAUGAUGUGGAUGUUGAAAAGAAUAAAUAAUUUAAACAAAAGCUAUAAGAAGGUGAAGAGACAGAAAUUGUCAAAGACACUAAUAUUUUAGAAUAAGAAGAUAUCAGAUACAAUUAAUUAUUAAAAGAAGAAAUCAAAUUUAAAUAUGACUAAAAAUAACAAGUCAAAAAAAUUGAUCACAAGAACAAAGGAAAAUAAUCAACCAAGAACAAUUUAUUAGUUGAAGUCUAGAAUAAAAGUAAUCUUAUUGAAGAAUCUACAGCUAACCAAAAAAUUACUGCGAAAGUGAGAGCUAUUGGAUUACCAUUUGAAUUAAUAACUUGGAUGGAAAAUAAUUAAAAAUACAUGAGAAAACUAUUAUAUGAAAAUAAAGGAGAUCCUAAAUUAUUUCUAGAAGAAUUUGAUCUUAUUCGCAAAACAUUAAAAAUAGAGAAAAAAUUGAAUGAACUUAUAGAAAAUCAUUUGUAAUGUUUUGGCCCAAAAAAAUGUGGUCCUAAUCUUUUAAUUAACAAAAUGAUUAAGCCAGAAGAUUCAUUAGUUUAAAAAUUAAGAUAGCAAGUUUAAAAUCUGCCUUAAUAACCUUUAAUAUAAAACUAAUAAAUAAUUCAAAUAGACUUUUAAUAGUAAGCUGAAGAAUAAUAUUAAAUUUAAUAGCUUGAGGAAAAAAUUGAAUCAACAAAAGAUAGCAAAUCUUAAUUAAGCGAUACAACUGGGUCAAUAGCAAAAGGUUUAGAAAUGUAUUUAAGUUAAUAAGAAUUAUCUUAAGAUGCUAUGAAUAAUGCUCUUAAUUUAGGAUUCGAUUUAGCUCUAAAUGCUGGGCCUUUGUGUGCAGAACCUAUUAUUGGAGCAUGCUUUAUAAUUGAAUAAAUAAAAUUUUCUGAAGAGGAGUAAUAAUUAUAAUAGGAUACAUAUGGACCAAUUAGCGGCUAAUUAAUAUCAAUGAUGAAGGAUGCUUGUUUUAAUUCAUUUUUAGGAGCUCAACCUAGAUUAGUAGAAUCUGUUUAUAAAUGUACACUUUAGACAGAUUUUACUAAUUAUGGUAAAAGUAUUGAUGUUUUAAAUUAACGAAGAGGAUAUGUUUUAAACGAGAUUCUAAAUUCUUGCACUUCAUUAUUCACAGUUUAAGCUAGAUUACCUUUAAGCAGCUCUUUCGAUUUUUAUUGUUAGAUAUAGUCUGCAACAUCUGGACAUGUUUCUGCUCAAUUAGAUUUUGAUGGAUGGUCUAUUAUUUAAGAAGAUCCAUUUUAUUAACCAUAUACUGACGAUGUAAUAAAUUCAAAUAUUUUUAGGAUAUCGAAGAAAAUGGAAUGCAAAAAGUCGAAAGAAAUAUUGCACGUGAUUUGAUCAUGGCGACUAGAAAAAGGAAAGGCAUGAAUUUCGAAGAAAAAAUAAUUGUUGCUGCAGAUAAAUAAAGAAAUUUAUCGAAAAAAAAAUGA